AUGGACGUCGUUCCCUUGGUUUGCUCGGUCGUUGCCAUCGCUGCAACACUCACGUUGCUUGACGGCCGAAUCUUUCCGCGAGAGCCCGAGAAUGACUAUGUCACAGACUGGAUUGCGCUGCCCCGGUGCCCGGUGUUUGGCAUUGGAAAGACAAAGGCCUACGACCACGUGAACGAAAUCAUUGUGCUUUUGCAACGUGUGCACCUGGUGUCAACUUUUGUGCUGCCGUCAUCUAUGGUUGCGUGGCGGGCUGUUGCUGCAGGGCUUGAAGCGGUGGCUGGGUUUCCAAUUGUGUACGGAGCCGUUGACGGGUGCCUCGUCAUGGUAAAACGAUUCAGACAGCACGAGGGCUGGUAUUAUCGAAAAGGAUUCCCGGCGUUCAACUUGAUGACGUUGGCGGAUGAUUAA
Messenger RNA from Aphanomyces astaci, 408 nucleotides. RefSeq lists its product as hypothetical. Bases 1 to 408 code for a protein of 135 amino acids. NCBI's taxonomy places the organism in Eukaryota, Oomycota, Saprolegniomycetes, Saprolegniales, Verrucalvaceae. The transcript has 2 exons. The record is from RefSeq and is a predicted model, not a curated record.